UCCCGAAACCUCUCCCCCUUCUGUCUUGUGGUCCUUCUUGCCUUUGAACAUACUCAAUCUUGGGACUCUUUUUAAAUUUUUUUUAAACACCCCUCCCCCCCAAUAUGGGUUGAGGCGUGGGAAUGCACUUUCAUUUUCUGACUUUUUCCUAUUCCUGGAACCUUUUCCCUCUGCUCAGACUACAGAUAUCCCUUGUUUCCUUUAAUCCCCCCCCCCAAAAAAAUUCCACCUUUUAUGGUAAACCUUCCCUUACCCUUCUGCUUUCCAGUGCUUUUUCUCUUUUAAUGAUUUCCCAUCUAUUCCUGCAUACAGCUUGCUUUUGCAUAUAUUUGUUUGCAUGUUGUCUCCUUUAUAGAUGAGGACAGGGACUGUCAUGCCUCCUUUUUUUUCUCCAUAGAGCUUCCUUAGCACACUGUAUGACACAUAGUUGUUCGUCUUCCUUUUUUCCCCCAAAGAGGACCAGUGACAUCAUGGGGUGAUGUUCUGACUUGUGCAUGAAUUGGAUUUAAGUGAGACUGAGAGGCACAGCCAUCAACCUCACUCCCUUCAAGAAUCAUCUAAGUUCAAUGGGAAGACAAGAGUUAGGACAUUUGGCAAUGGCUGAGGAGGCAGUUGAUGAUCUUGAUGUCUUCAAUAUCUUACCAAGCUCUAAGCUCUCCAAAGUAUCUACUUCAGCCAAUUUCAUGGCUGUUGGAACACAUUGUUCUCCUCUGCCCAUUCUGACUUAUAAGGGGGGCAUCUUCACAUGCUUGGUAGAUAUCCCCUAAGUUAUUAAUGGAUUGAUUUGAAACCUGUCAGUUACCCUCUACCUCAUCUAAUCUGUCUACUGAUACUGUGUUACUGGGGUGUGGCUGCUGUGAGUACAACAACUUCUUGGAGCUAUAGGUGAGAGUUGGGUGAAAGGAAGAUAUUAAAAAUAGAUGAGCAGCCCAGAAAAAUGAUUGGCAAGCUGUCAGCUAGGUGGCACAGUGGAUAGAGGCUGGGCCUAGAGUCAGGAAGAUUCAUCUUCUGGCACAUGGUGCUGAAGUACGAUUUGGGGUGGACUGCACCCAGCUAGCAGAUGCCUUUGCAAUGGAUGGCUGGAAGUUUGAUCGCAUUUAUUUCAACUUCCCCCACUGUGGACGGAAAGCUGGAGUAGCUAAGAACAGGGAGCUGCUUGCUAGAUUUUUUCAGAGCUGUACUGAUGUCCUUGCAGAGAGAGGAGAGGUCCAUGUGGCACUCUGCAGGGGACAAGGUGGAACUCCUGCUGAUUGUCCUAAGAGAGAAUGGCACAAUAGUUGGCAAGUAGUAGCAAUGGCAGCUAGAGGAGGACUCAUCUUGAGCAAUGUUCAUCCUUUCAACUCUGAGGCUGUACCAGGGUACAAGUGCACUGGGUACAGGAGUCAGAACAAAUCUUUCCAUGUUGAAGGUGCUUUGAAUCAUGUCUUUACCCGGAGUUUACCUUUUAAAGAAUCUCAGCCCAUGAUCUGCAGAGUCAGACUGGAUGACCAUUGGCUUACCUUUCCUGUACCAGAAGCACUAGUAGGAAAGAUAAACAGGGGUUUCCUUGAAAUUAAUUCAAGUCAUCCUGUUAGGACCAUAAAUGAAAAACUGAUUGCUGAACUGGGUAAAAUGUUUUCACUUCGAAGGCUAAAAUGCCCCACUUCUCUGCUUCCAGAGAAAAGCUAUUGUAAUCACUUUGCCUGGAGUUCUGACUCUUUAUCAGCUCCAUUUUGGAUCAUUCCCCAAAAAGAAAAAAUUCUGCAUUCUGAGUUUUCUGCUGCUGAAACGACGUGUGAUAUGGAGGAGCUUCUGGUGUCAUUUUCAAGGCUUCAUCUUCAGAAACAUCUUGAGUGGAAGAGGGAACAAGAGGGCCAGAAGAGAAUUGAAAGCCCAACAAAGUUUUCUCUCAGACCUUCCCUCUUAGUUCAUGCACAGGAUAUCAUCCAAAGACACGACUUCCUCCCAGGGUCUCUGCAUAUCCUCAGUGGUCCUGUUUUUAGGAAAUGUCUUAUUUCACCUUUCAUGCUGCCAACAUUUCAUGAGACUUUAUUUGUUUAUGGGUUUGAUAAAAAAACAAGUGAUUCUUGUCUUCACUUAUUCCUGGAAAACCUGAAAUGCUCUUUACAUGACCUUCUGACUCAGAGAUUGCCAGAUGGCCCUGAACUGAGCAGCUCUCUGACAUUUAAGCUUCAGGAAAACAAAAAAGAUUAUGUGAUUUAUGUGAAGCCUCGCAAUUUUGGUCCAGUUGAAAUUGUGGGUUUGGUUAUUGGAUCUGUUAUAACAUCUGCUACAAGCCAGAUAUACAAAGACCUGGAUUUUGUAUUUGCAUCUGUGAACUUGGACCUUUUAGUCAUGCUGGUAUGGGGGAUCUCUGACUGGAGAAUUUUGUGGACUUUUGACCACCGUUUUCUGGAUCAUUUUGCCUCUGGGAAAGUAGAACCCUUUAAGACUUUUUCCCUCUAUCCUCCAUCUUAUGUUCAUGAUGUUAGCUUUUGGCUAGAUGGGGAAAGAGGAUUUGAUGAAGUGGAAUUUCACACUGUGGCUCGAGCUGUAUCUCAGGAUAUGAUCACAUCCAUACAGCUCCUUAAUCGCUUCCAACACCCAAAAACUGGGCAGAUAAGCCUUUGCUACAGACUGACUUACCAGACUUGUGACAGAGCUCUAAGUCACCAGCAGGCAAUAAUGAUUCAAAACAAGUUCAGGACUGAGAUACAGCAAUGUCUACAUGUGACAGUAAGGUAGCCUUGUGGAAUUAUGUCAUUUUUCUUCAAGCAUUGGCAUUAUUGAAAAGGAUAAUACCUGUUGUUUCUACUUUAAAAACUGUACCUCAUUUUAUAACUAGUGAUUAUUUUGCUGAGCUACUCACAUCUCAGCCUUCUGCAUUCUGAUUUGUCUCCAUUAUUUAAUUGAAACUACUAUCUCCAAGUUACUAACAAUCUUGUAGCUCCUAAAUGCAAUGCUCUUUUUCAGACAUCAUUCUUCUUGACUUUUCUGUGUUUUUUUAUAUUGCUGACAACUCCUUCUUCCUAAAUACACAGUCCCCGUGCUUUGUUUUAUGAUUGUGCUUUCUAUUCACAUUAUUGUAGUUGUGUAUUUUUUUUCUUGGCUCUGCUUAUUUCAUGCUGUUAUAUGUAUAAUUAUAAAUUCUUGAACCUCAAAAAAACCUACAUUACCCAAAAUUCUUUUCUGUAUUACCUAGAAUCCUUUUCCCUUUUCCUAUGACCGUUUUUUGUGUGUGAUUGUAUUUAAGUGGCUUUAACUCCUACCUCUCUUUGACCUGCAACCAGGCUGAGUUCAGGUAGCUUUUUAAUUCUAGUUAUUAUUAAUAAAACUUUUGAAAUAUAAUAGUUAUUAUAUAUUUUAAUCUUUAUAUUUUUUGGCUAACCUACAAAGGGAUAGAAUUCUCAAAUAUUUUUAAGAGAGGUUUUCAGUUAAGUUAGUAAGUUUUUCACUGGCCACCCAGCCCGCCUGCCUUUGCACCAUGGUGGCCACUGCUACUCCACCCUCUGCCUGCUGUUACCACCACUGCUGCUGUUUUCCUGCUUCUUGCCUCCCAACCCUGCUGCUCCUGGCACCCCCUUGUGUACCCGUCCAGUGUGCUGAUCUUCUGCUGCCUCCCACUAAUAUCUCUGAGUCAAGUCUCUGCACAGAGGAUGAUGUAUAAAAAUCUUUCCACCCCAAUCCCUUUCUACACUCCAUGUGAGUUUUUCUGGCCUGCCAUAGCCAUUUUUCAGUGUGGAGAAAAGAAACCCCAUACCUUCUAAUUUUCAAGCAGAUUUUUUUUUAAGCUGACCUUGGACUCCUAGUUUAGAAGGGUGUUACUAAAGGUUUUUCACAGUUAGUUCCAAAUCAUUGAAUUUAAAGUCAGUUUGGGGAAAUAAGCCUGCUUUUUUUCUUCUUUCUCUUGACCCAAAACACCAAGGAACAGUACUUUUUCUAUUGUAAAUAAAUAAUUAUUUGGGCAAAGAAAAAUGCAUCUGCAAAAAGAAAAGGAGCUCAGAACUUUUAGGAACGCCAAUCAACUGAGAUGGGGAGACAGUUCAAUGGAACCUUAGAGAAAAGCAGUUAAGAAGCUCCAACUGCCUGAUACUUAUAUUCCUUGGCUUUCUCUACCUUAAGGUGGAAGACAGACCCCUUUGUCUCCUCUCUAGCCAUUGCCUUCUACAUAGACUGUGAGCUGAAGAGAAAUUUGGUUUAGCCCAGAAGAAAGUUGUCAGCAGUGUUGUUAAUAUCUACCCUUAGGGGAAGAUAAUGUGUUUCUUGAAUUGACUAUACUUCAAAUCUUCAAUCAACAAGAUAACUUGGAAAUUAGGGAGAUCCUAAUUCCCUUCCCCCCCCCCAAUCUCUUCCUAUCCCCUCUCCCCAAAAGAAUAACAAAUCAUUUAGUUAGAGGACUGGUUGUGGGAUUUGGUUAUUAGGGGAAAUCUUCAAAUUACCAUCUGUGAGAAGAUCAUUACCCCAGACAGUUGAAAGGAACAGGAAGUAGUGUAUGGGAGGGGCUCAAGAAUAUUCAGUAUCUUCCUUAGCUUGCUUCCUGGUGCAACUUCUCUAAAAUUCCCCACUACUAUAAUUCACCAAGUUUGUUUCCCUCAAAAUUUUGCCUCCUCGUUUACUCUGUAAAGAGAUCCCAUUCAGAGUCUUUUUUUUUUAUUUUGAGGAAUAAUGCUAUUAAAAAGCAUAGCUCAGUUUCUUGCCCACCUCAAACAGCUUCCAUUUCCAGAGGGCCUUUUAGAGCUCAUGCAGAUAAUAGCUUUAGAGUGUGUUUUCUUCUGAUCCUGAAGGUUUCUGUGCUGAUUGGAUACCUUGCAAUUGGGAGCUUGACUAAUAGUAAGAUUCUAGGGGAGAUGUAUCUCCUUUCAUCCCAUUGUCAUUUUGGCCUGCCCAGUUUCUGCAUCAUAUCCCAUAUGGGAUUUCUUUACAUUCUGCCCAGUACUUCUAUCAGAAACUUCAGAGCUCUGACAAAAGAAAUGCGAAUGGAUGAUAAAUACUGGGGGAAGGGAAGAAAACUUUAAAAGAGAUCUGGAAGUUUAUUGCUAAGUAUUUUGAGUUUAUUCUCCUCCUAUAAUAUAGAACAAGUCUAUUGGAAUUGGUAAAAAGGAUUUUGACUGUGCUUCCUGCCUGCACCUUCUCAUUUGCUUAUUGUAUUUACUGAUUGCUUUAAGGUUUAAUUUUAACUUUUAUCAGUAUUAAGCUAAUCGAUAUCUUUCUGUAAUACUGAAUCAUUUUAAGCUACUAUGUUUUGCCAAUAUUGAUCUUUAAUUUGUACCUUUACCUUUGCUGGAGAACAAAAUAUUGUAUAAGCCCAUGAACAUCUUGCCCCCAAAACCCUUGUCAUUAGAUCCAUUGAAGAUCACAUGUUGCCUUUGUUAAUUGUCACAAUGGAUGGAUGGAUGGAUUUCAACAAAACUGGUUAAAUUAUAUGCAACCUUUAGAGAAUUUAAUGAGCUAAGAAUUUAAAUCGUAAUCCUAAGGGGUCUUCAGAAAUAAUUUUAGUAACUAGUGGUUUCUGAAUGGAUGAUUUAAAAAAAUAUUUAUAUAUACAUAUAUAUUAUAAAGAAUGUUGUAUAUAAAGCAGAAAGUCAAAAAGAGCUUCUGUGCAUGCAUAAUAAUUUAACUCUUCAGUUUAAUUUACUUCCAUCAAAACAAUCUAGAUUUCUUGGUGAUGUUAUAGACCCAAAUAAGUUUUACUUUGUUUAAAAAUAUAUUUGCCAAGAUUGAAAGAUUUGCUAUAUCUGUAAAAAUUGUGACAAAUAUCCAUCAGUUCAUAGGUUUUUUAAAAUAUCACACAGCAACUCAUAUGAAAUAUGAUAUUGAGUUUGUUAUUAUCAUUAACUGGGCUAUUGUGAAUUUUAGGGACUUUGAUACUUCUUUGAAUGUGCAUUAUCUACUGUGUUACUGUUUUAUUCUGAAAAAUCAUUUGCACUCACACAGUGGUUCAUGGCCAAGUUAAAAAGGAAAGGAUCUCAUUUUUUGGUGAGAAACCUUUGUAUUCUACCUCUCCUUGGCUGACACAGUGUGUCACUGAUUGUAAGCUAUAUAUUUUUGAUUUUUAAAA
This is a messenger RNA of Monodelphis domestica (gray short-tailed opossum), 6037 nucleotides long. The record is from RefSeq and is a predicted model, not a curated record. NCBI's taxonomy places the organism in Eukaryota, Metazoa, Chordata, Mammalia, Didelphimorphia, Didelphidae.